GUCCUUUUUUCGUAUGUGGGAUAUAGGCAUGGCGCUUGAUACUGGGUACAUAUAGGGUAGGACGGGAAAAGAGUCUCACUCAGCAUAGAUAUCCAAACAGCGGAUUUGCAUGUUCAUCAAUGCUGGACUCUCUUUUGUUUCUAUUUCGCUUUCGUGGGUCGGCGGUCUCAUGGUUUGUAUUCACGUCUGGUAAUCUCGACUUCCGCGACCUUCAACAUCCGGAAGUCUCAAAGACCUACGUGUGCACCGUCACUCACAUGUGUUGGGCUUCGCUGCUGCGCAUUCUUCCUACCCCGAUAGCGCUUUCCGACCCGGUAGCUCUGAACAACCUUCCCGUCGCCUUCAGAAGCCGACUACGCUGUUGCGGCUUUGCAUGUGCGCAUCACAACUUCGCGAUUCCAUAUGCGUUGCAGAACGGAUAUUUGAGUGUCGCACAUUCUAUUUCUUAGAAAAGCAUGUCUAUCGCUAUUUGUACCUUUGUGUAGCGAAAGCCACCAUUCGCAAUGCACCCUCCGCCCACUAAAUCGAUACCGCCGCCAACCUUUUUCGUCUUCAAC
Trematosphaeria pertusa is the source of this 557-nucleotide messenger RNA. RefSeq lists its product as uncharacterized. NCBI's taxonomy places the organism in Eukaryota, Fungi, Ascomycota, Dothideomycetes, Pleosporales, Trematosphaeriaceae. Bases 120 to 449 code for a protein of 109 amino acids. The record is from RefSeq and is a predicted model, not a curated record. The transcript is spliced from 2 exons.